Messenger RNA from Populus nigra (black poplar), 882 nucleotides. RefSeq lists its product as uncharacterized. The coding region runs from base 169 to 681 and encodes 170 amino acids. The record is from RefSeq and is a predicted model, not a curated record. Lineage: Eukaryota; Viridiplantae; Streptophyta; Magnoliopsida; Malpighiales; Salicaceae. The transcript has 3 exons.
AUAACUACGUCUCCCUAGCUCUCCCCCUCCCCCCUCUCUAAUUCCUGCUUUCUCUCUGUAGAAAAAAUUGCCUCUAUUUAGAGAGAUAAAGUCAGAGGAAGAGAGAGUCAAUUCUAUAGACAUCGAAAAACAGAGAGACCCCGAGAACAGAAAAUAUUACAGGAGCAGAUGGAUGCGAUAUUGAACAAAGUUGGGUCUUAUUGGAUCGGUCAGAAAGCUAACAAGGAGUUCAAUUCUGUCGGAGACGACAUCAAUUCAUUAUCGACAAGCAUUGAAGGAGGAACCAAAUGGUUGGUGAACAAACUCAAAGGAAAAAUGCAAAAGCCGUUACCAGAUCUGCUUAAGGAGUAUGACUUGCCAAUUGGAAUCUUUCCUCGUGAUGCCACCAACUACGAGUUCAAUGAAGAGACACGGAAGCUUACUGUGUUUAUUCCCUCGAUCUGUGAAGUUGGCUACAAGGACUCGUCUGUUGUGCGUUUUUCGACCACAGUAACUGCGUUUUUGGAGCAAGGAAAACUAGCUGAUAUAGAGGGGAUGAAGACUAAAGUUAUGAUCUGGGUUAAAGUGUCCUGUAUUGUGUCUGCUGGAUCAAAGCUGAACUUCACAGCUGGGAUGAAGAGAACCAGGGAUAGAGGGGCUUACGAGGUUCUUCGAGAUGGGGUGAGCGUAGAUAAGUUCUGAAGUGAUUAUAAUGCGUCUGAGGUAUUAUAUUUCUGUGAAAUGCUACUCCCUUGUUAUUGCUUCUAGACCCCCAUGCCCUCGUCUACUGUGAUUAUAAUGAGUUAAUGACUGACCGAAUUUAAUUUCAUUUUGUUUGUAGUUGUGAUGCAUCGACUUUUCUAUGUCCAAUGAUUGAUGAUUAUAUCAUCUGUGUUGAUCGUA